UUUGCAGCAGUCAACAAUGCUGAUUUUAUCAUUCCUGUAGAGAUUGAUGAACAGUUCAUCAGGGUGUAUGUGUUGAAGAGGCCCCAUGUGGAUGAGUUUUUGAGAAGAAUGGGGGAAAUGUUUGAGUGUGUUCUCUUCACUGCCAGCCUGGCCAAGUACGCUGACCCCGUGGCGGAUCUGCUUGACAAAUGGGGAGCGUUCCGGGCCCGCCUGUUCCGGGAAUCUUGUGCCUUCCAUCGAGGGAAUUACGUCAAGGAUCUGAGCCGACUGGGGAGGGACCUGAAUAAGCUGAUCAUCAUUGACAAUUCUCCUGCCUCCUAUAUAUUCCACCCAGACAAUGCGGUUCCAGUGAUAUCUUGGUUUGACGACAUGUCUGACACUGAGCUCCUAGACCUUAUACCCUUCUUUGAGAGAAUAAGCAAGGUGGACGAUGUAUACAGCGUCCUAAAACAGCGCAGAACUGCCAGCUAA
Molecule: messenger RNA, 471 nt
Organism: Staurois parvus
Lineage: Eukaryota; Metazoa; Chordata; Amphibia; Anura; Ranidae
Source: the annotation of a GenBank genome assembly